GGACAUUCGCGGUGCUUAGUCGAUUACAUCAAGCUGCGAUUCCUCAUAUAACUCAGCAUUGAAUGAGCACCUUCAAUUGAUAUAUCUGCGUCCGCGAAAUAAUGAGAUAAUGCAGGGUUUCCUGUCGCGAGUGGCUCGGCUACCGUCAUCGGGCUGCCGAUGCAAAACUUGCUUGAGGACGUAUGUCAAUGGAGUCGCUACGCGCCCUGCCACGGCUAGCAGCCGUCGAGGCCUUCGUACAGCAAAUGCAGUUACAGCUCUAUACGGAAGUAUCUUCGCCAGUGCAACCAUCGCAGACGCUUUAUCGAAACGAAAACGUCGGCAAGAAUGGGAGGAUAAAAUCGCGGCAGUUCAGGAAGAGAUAGAUGAAUUGAUGGAUGAAGAACGUCGGCUUUUGGAAGCACUGUCUGCUCGAAAGACUCGACAAACUUCUGCUGGUGCCCUUCAAUCCUGGUCUUACCGGGCCGGUGCUCAAAUUGAAACGAGAAAUGCACAAACACUGGCAAAUCGUGCUUUUAGCACCAAGGCACCUAUAGAGAAGAGCGCUGCAGAUGAUUACGCCGUUGAAAGUGAUUGGACUAUCAGUGAUAUUGCAGGGCAUAGUUCCCGUAAAGCGGACAUCGAUGAAACAGCCUUCGUUGAAGAAACACUACUCAGUGUAUCAACCCGAGAAAGUGCUAGUGAUGAGGAAACCGGCAACUUCGAGUAUGAAACUUUUGAUGAGGAUCUCUCCAAUAUGAAUAAUAUGAUCCCACGACCUGAGCCAGACUUUAAAUGGGAACGCUCCAGCAUAGUUCGCAUCAAAGCUAUACAAAAAUUAGCUAUUCAACAACUCGUCUACAGAAUGAUAUUACGGCCUUCCGUUGCGCAUGAUUAUUCUGGUCUCCCAGUAGAAUACCGACUGGACGAGCCGUCCACCGGAUCCCCUAAUGCUUUAUUGAAUCGGCUCCGGGGUGUGCGACGACGGCUAUACUCUUUGAAAUAUAUUAGGGACGCAAAAUUUGACGAUCUUAUGCAAAAUUUCACCAUCGAAGAACUAGAAACGAUGCGCGAUGACCGAGAUCGAUACGAUAUUCUUCUCAAAAGAGACCUUGAGCAGUACGCGAAUGGCAAAUUGUCCCUGCAACAAUUGUUGAUGCAAGUGUCAGACAAUCUCUUGACCUGUCAAGAACCAGACCGUCCUGUUGCAUUUUCACUUCUUAUAAAUGCUUUCACCAGAUGGCACCAAAACGACUUGGCUGACUUGGUGCUAAAAUGCCUGAUCCCGAAUUUGUUCAAACUCAGCACACCCUUGAUCGUCGCUAUUAUCUCGCACUUCCGAAAGACGAAGAAUCUAAAAGAUUUUGAUCUGUUUCUUCAAAUGUUAAGAGGCGAAGGUGGCUAUUCAGUCAAUCUACGGACAACAUGGGUGAAGAGAAACGUGAAUGGGAUUACAAUUACAGUUCCUCCCACAGGAGGCUUCAGCCCUGUUCUCAUUACCAGUGUCAUUACUGCAACCCUGCGUUUCGACCAACCGGAGAAAGCGGAGGCUUACAUGCAGGUAGCCCGUGCUCACGGAUUUAUUGAUAACCUGGAUACUCUAUCCGCGUUUUUGAGAUUCUAUGCUAUCCGAAAUGACUUCGAGACUGGCCUAUCUACCCUCGUCAGGGCACUGAAUUACAUGAUCUCGUCUUCAGAUUUCGAAGAAGACCGUAUCGCAAGACUUAUCCUCUGUAUGGCUGACUUUAGUGCUCGCUGCGGUCGAUAUAAUCUGUCUACGACGUUGAUUCAAGCUGCAGUACAGAGUGGUUUUGACUACAGCUUGGUUUACAUAUCAGAAAGAUCGGAGUUGAACUACUUACUUGGCACUUUUAAAAAAUGGAGGAAAGCGCAAGCGAAAGUCGAAAUGGAUUUCUCACAGCAACAGCAGUUGCCGCUCCAUGAGAAAUGUACCAGGUUCGCAGAUCUGACCGCGGCGAAGAUCAUUCAUUUACAGCAUAUGACAACACAUUAUGACAACGAUACAUCACCCACGCUCUCCUUAGAUCUACCAGACGAACCACAGAUCACUCAACUGUCGUCAAAAUAUGCCAAACUACAAUCCGAUACCAACAAAUCUCCUGCGACCCAAAAAUCAACGACAAGCUAUCCUGUCGAACCAUCAGUCAAGAUCAAGAAUCUUCGGUCGCAAGAAGGAGAAUUGAUACCGUCAAAGGCGUUGGAGGAUGUCUUUUGGUUCUGUGGUUGA
This is a messenger RNA of Talaromyces stipitatus ATCC 10500, 2227 nucleotides long. RefSeq lists its product as uncharacterized. The transcript has 2 exons. The coding region runs from base 110 to 2227 and encodes 705 amino acids. NCBI's taxonomy places the organism in Eukaryota, Fungi, Ascomycota, Eurotiomycetes, Eurotiales, Trichocomaceae. The record is from RefSeq and is a predicted model, not a curated record.